ACCGGAGCUCCGCGUUCCGCUCUUCUUCCUCACAUCGGGAGCACAGCUCGUACCUGGCGGCGUGCCGGGCCUGCGGCGUCUGCCCGGCCUCCUGUCUGCUGCCCGAUCCGCCCGGCCCUGCGCUCCUCCUGCGGCACCGCGGGAUGGGCUCUCGGGGUGCCAAGGCGUUGGCUCUUUCCUUGAUGGCCAACACCUCUGUCGUCUCGUUAGACCUGGGUGACAAUUGGCUGCUGGGAGAAGGAGCAGCUGCAAUUGCAGAAAUGCUGAAAGAAAACCACUCCAUUUCAGCUGUCGAUUUAUCUGACAACAAAAUGGGCACUGAAGGAGCUAAGGCCAUUUCUGCUAUGCUUCUAGAAAAUACUACAGUUGUGGUCCUCCAGCUCUCUGGAAAUGAGUUUGAUGACCAUGCAGCCAAGUAUUUAGCAGAUGCCAUCACAGCAAACAGCAAAGUGGAAGUUCUGGAUCUGAGUUACAACAAGUUUGGUGAGAAAGCAGGUGAAGUUCUUGGAGGGGCAAUAGCAGAAAACAUCGGAUUAAAGGAACUGAAAAUCAGCUGGAACCAUUUCCACAGUGAGGGAGCAGUUGCUUUGGCCAAAGGCGUGGGGGCAAACGUGUUCCUCAAGGUGCUGGAUGUUUCCUACAAUGGCUUUGGCAACAGUGGAGCAGCUGCCUUGGGAGAUGCUCUCCGAGCCAACAACGUGCUGGAAGAGCUCAAUGUAAGGUGAGUCAGGCUUUCAGCCUGCUGCAUGUUUUCUCUUCAGAGCCUACAGAAGUGAGGUAUGAGAGAAAGAUGUUAUGUUUGGAGCAAGAAUUGGACCGUGGGCUUUGUUCAGUUCGUGGCCUGUAGGGAGGCAUGGCGGUGAAACAGCAAUGGAAACAAGGCGGCCAAGAACCGCGGUGAACUGAGCUGAGACCUCAACAAGUUUGUGGUCAUUAAUAUCACUGAUGGAAGUGGUUCCAGAAAAAUGGCCA
Messenger RNA from Meleagris gallopavo (turkey), 972 nucleotides. Lineage: Eukaryota; Metazoa; Chordata; Aves; Galliformes; Phasianidae. The record is from RefSeq and is a predicted model, not a curated record.